GUAUGGGGGGGUGAGCUUCUACUCCUGUCGUUUCCUUAACACACCGGCACGGCUGUGCUCCCGGGACGGGGCCAAGGAGCUGGGCGAACCCCCGGCCACGCUGCCCACGGUGGGUACGAACCUGACCGACCUGACGCUGCACCGGAGGGUGACGCUGCGGGAGCUGGGCGGCUGCAUGGGCCCCAUCUGGCCCAGCUACUACGGGGAGUGCGGGGCCGUGAUGGUGAGCACGGCCGGGAUGCGGGAUGGAGCCGCGCCCCUCACCGCCCCCAACACCCAGCGCCUGUUCCGUUCCUCUGUGCAGUUCGUGAUCGAUGCAGCCAACCCGACCCAGGUCUCCUCGUCCUGUGUCCAGCUGCUGUCCCUCCUCUCCUCAGAGCAGCUCGCUGCUGUGCCCGUGCUCAUCCUCUUCAACAAGAUCGACCUGCCCUGCUACAUGUCGCUGGUGGAGAUGAAGUCGCUGUUCCGCAUGCAGGACAUCGUCUCCUGUGCCACGCAGCCCAUCACCAUCCUGGAAAUCAGUGCACGCGAUGGCACUGGCCUGGCUGAUGUCCUGCAGUGGCUUCAGGCCACCCUCAGGGACUCGAGCUGACCUGGCCCCAGCACCUGUGUAGUGUGAUGAGCUGAUGGCAGGCAGCAGCACCUCAGUACGCCAUGGUAAAACUGAAACAUACACCCGAGCCAUCUCUGUGUGCAUCUGCAGCAGAUCUCUGUCUCCAAGCAAUCCUGCAGCACUUCUCAGUGUGCCUCGGAGUGCUAUGGCCCUUCCCCCUACAGGCUGUGAGCCCCCAGCUGAAGGAGUGUCACCUGCAUGGGCCCUGCUGGCUGCUUGCAUCCAGAGCAAGAUGGAGCUCUGCAAAUGGAUGGUCCCUGAAGGCGGGACUGUUGGCUCUGGAGUUGCACAGAGGGGGCUUCAUGAUGUACGGGCGCUGUUGCAAAUCAUCAGGAGAGAGAUGCUCCAUAAAAGAGUGGGAAGCCUGCUUCAUUCUGAGGUUUUCCGGGUUCUCUGUAGGAGCUGUAAGCGACAACUGCAGCUUUGAAGGUGUAAUUACUGAAGCUCAGGUCAGGUGUACUGUUCACUGCAUUUUCCACAGUUUUAUUAAAUUCACGCAAGAAAGACUCCA
Molecule: messenger RNA, 1124 nt
Organism: Coturnix japonica (Japanese quail)
Lineage: Eukaryota; Metazoa; Chordata; Aves; Galliformes; Phasianidae
Source: RefSeq, a predicted model, not a curated record